CAACUCGGUUUCUCCCGGCAACAGGGGUUUCCCCAACCACAGCUGUCAUGAAAACCAGGUUGGGCCUUUGUCCUGGGGAUGGAGGGCAGUCAGCACUUGGGGCCCAGCUUGGGGCUGCCCUGGAGAUGACCAUGGAAGUUGGGCUGGCCUCCUCUGAUCGGAAGGAGGGAGUUCACGGUUCUCAGAGCUGCCAGAAAUGCCCACAUCCCAGGAUGCUGUGAACAUGUAUGCAUGCAUGUGCUGUGCGGAUCCUCAUCUGAGAGGAGGGAGAUGAAAACACACCCAUCUCACAGGCUGCUGUGAGGACUAAGGGGGCGGCAGUGCCCGCUAUGUGGGAGCCGGUGCCGGCAGCCACCAUGGCGUCACGCAUAGGGCUGCGCAUGCAGCUCAUGCGGGAGCAGGCACAGCAGGAGGAGCAGCGGGAGCGCAUGCAGCAGCAGGCAGUCAUGCAUUACAUGCAGCAGCAGCAGCAGCAGCAGCUCGGGGGGCCGCCCACCCCGGCCAUCAACACCCCUGUCCACUUCCAGUCACCACCACCUGUGCCUGGGGAGGUGUUGAAGGUGCAGUCCUACCUGGAGAAUCCCACAUCCUACCAUCUGCAGCAGUCGCAGCAUCAGAAAGUGCGGGAGUACCUGUCCGAGACCUAUGGGAACAAGUUUGCCGCCCAUAUCAGCCCGGCCCAGGGCUCUCCGAAGCCACCACCAGCUGCCUCCCCAGGGGUGCGAGCUGGACACGUGCUGUCCUCCUCUGCUGGCAACAGUGCUCCCAACAGCCCCAUGGCCAUGCUGCACAUCGGCUCCAACCCCGAGAGGGAGUUUGAUGAUGUCAUUGACAACAUUAUGCGUCUGGAUGAUGUCCUGGGCUACAUCAAUCCUGAAAUGCAGAUGCCCAACACGCUACCCCUGUCCAGCAGCCACCUGAAUGUGUACAGCAGCGACCCCCAGGUCACAGCCUCCCUGGUGGGCGUCACCAGCAGCUCCUGCCCUGCAGACCUGACCCAGAAGCGAGAGCUCACAGAUGCUGAGAGCAGGGCCCUGGCCAAGGAGCGGCAGAAGAAAGACAAUCACAACUUAAUUGAAAGGAGACGAAGGUUCAACAUCAACGACCGCAUCAAGGAGUUGGGAAUGCUGAUCCCCAAGGCUAAUGACCUGGAUGUGCGCUGGAACAAGGGCACCAUCCUCAAGGCUUCUGUGGAUUACAUCCGGAGGAUGCAGAAGGACCUGCAGAAGUCCAGGGAGCUGGAGAACCACUCUCGCCGCCUGGAGAUGACCAACAAGCAGCUCUGGCUCCGUAUCCAGGAGCUGGAGAUGCAGGCUCGAGUGCACGGCCUCCCUACCACUUCCCCAUCCGGCAUGAACAUGGCGGAGCUGGCCCAGCAGGUGGUGAAGCAGGAGCUGCCUAGUGAAGAGGGCCCAGGGGAGGCCCUGAUGCUGGGGGCUGAGGUCCCUGACCCUGAGCCGCUGCCAGCUCUGCCCCCACAAGCCCCACUGCCCCUGCCCACCCAGCCGCCAUCCCCAUUCCAUCACCUGGACUUCAGCCACAGCCUGAGCUUUGGGGGCAGGGAGGACGAGGGUCCCCCAGGAUACCCCGAACCCCUGGCCCCGGAGCAUGGCUCCCCAUUCCCCGGCCUGUCCAAGAAGGAUCUGGACCUCAUGCUCCUGGACGACUCACUGCUACCGCUGGCCUCUGAUCCACUCCUGUCCACCAUGUCCCCUGAGGCCUCCAAGGCCAGCAGCCGCCGGAGCAGCUUCAGCAUGGAGGAGGGCGAUGUGCUGUGACCCUGGCUGCCCCUGUGCUAGGGAACAGGGGCUGGCCUGGGGGCUGGGAGGGCCCGGGGCAUCUCCCUCCCACCCUUCAGGCUGCACUUGUGUGUGAAGUAGCCACCUGCCCUGCCUCCCUCCUCCCCGUUGGCCCCCGUUUGGACUUAGUGCCUGUCUGGCAGCCUGUGGGGUCAGGAGAAGCAUCCCUGGGCAGCCCUCUUGACUGGCAGGGUGGGAAGAGGCCAUCAGCUCCUCUCCCAGAGAUGGAAUCUGGGGGUUGGGAGGGGGCAGGGUGUUCUAGAGGUGAGAAGAGGGCCUGGUGGAGACGCCCUGUCUUCUGAGACUGACCCCCUCAUUACCGGUGAAGGACAUGCUGGGGGGCUUCGGGAAGCUCCUCGUCUGAGGCGACUGCUCCUGGGGGUGCCCAGGCCUGCCUUUCUGGGACUCAGAUGGCAGCCAGCCCGCCCCGGAGCCUGGUCCUCAGGCCCUCCCACAGGUGGGCACCCCCCCUUUGGUGCUAACAGCUCUCCACCAGGUGGUUCGAGCGCGGGGGCUGCCGGAAGCGGGAGGGGUCACUGCCGGAAGAGCAGCUGCCUUCCGAUCCCCCACUUUGUGCCUUUAGUAAACACUGUGCUUUGUA
This is a messenger RNA of Sapajus apella (tufted capuchin), 2400 nucleotides long. RefSeq names its product transcription factor EB (gene TFEB). Gene Ontology annotation, biological process: positive regulation of DNA-templated transcription; regulation of transcription by RNA polymerase II; humoral immune response. NCBI's taxonomy places the organism in Eukaryota, Metazoa, Chordata, Mammalia, Primates, Cebidae. Bases 330 to 1778 code for a protein of 482 amino acids. Gene Ontology annotation, cellular component: nucleus. The record is from RefSeq and is a predicted model, not a curated record. The transcript is spliced from 9 exons. Gene Ontology annotation, molecular function: protein dimerization activity; DNA-binding transcription factor activity, RNA polymerase II-specific; RNA polymerase II cis-regulatory region sequence-specific DNA binding.